GCCCCUCUCACGCGGGACCGCCCCUUUGCCUGUGUUGCUCUGGUCUCUAAGGGAAACCCUCCAAUGAACGUCAGCACAGAACACAUCCUCCUUGCGGAGAGGUCACGCGGAACCACUUCCGGAUCCUGAGCGCGCUUACUCCGUGACCAGGGGAAGCGGUAGCCAUGGCAACGCGUUCUUCACCUUUCCCUUGUCCAUGCGUGGGGUCACGUUGGGAAUGAUUCCAGAGCGACUUUUCGCAGUCAGCUUUCUAUCUGGCAGUGCUUCUCGGAAUCGAGACACACGUGAGAAGUUGAAAAUCCCCCGGCACACUUUUCGAUGGGGUUGGGGAGGAACUACAGUUCCCGGCAUGCAACGUACUAGGGGGAAAACACUGUAGUGCAUGCUGGGAAUCGUAGUCUUUGAUCAGCUGCGUAGUUUGGCCCUUUCUUCUGCCUUUUUCCCAGCGUGUCUUUGCGGGAACUCUGCGCUGCGUGUUUUAGAAUUUAUAUCUCGUUGCCAGUGCCGUAGAAAUUUCUGCCUAUUCCAGACUCUCUAGUGUACACAGCCUUCAGAACCUAGAAAGCCGCCAGGCCUUGGCCGAGGCCGCCCAGCGUUCUGGGGGUCGGCCUGAGUCCGGCCCAGCCUCCGGUUCAUGGACGCGCCUUUCCGAAUCUGGCUUCUCGUGCGUCACGUGGGCAGCCGGAGCUUCUGGUGAAAGCAACAAACAUAACCAAUAAAGCAACAUUUGGUAUAGAAAUAAGUUGCAUCAAGAAAAAUCUCGUGGGCUUCCCUGGUGGUGCAGUGGUUGAGAGUCCGCCUGCCGAUGCAGGGGACACGGGUUCGUGCCCCGGUCCGGGAAGAUCCCACAUGCCGCGGAGCGGCUGGGCCCGUGAGCCAUGGCCGCUGGGCCUGCGCGUCCGGAGCCUGUGCUCCGCAACGGGAGAGGCCACAGCAGUAAGAGGCCCACGUACCGGAAAAAAAAAAAAAGAAAAAGCUCGUAAAGCUAAGUAGUUUUCAUUGAAUAUUUUGCUUCUGAGCAACGUGCAAGCAUAUCUACAUGGUUGCUGGAGGGCGUGUGUUUUUCCAUUAGGUCAGUGGAAUUGAAUUCCCAGUGCAUGUAGGUGAAUGGAGUGUCGUAUGAGCCUGCACAACUUAAGAUAAAAAUGAUCACAGAACUCCAUCAGAUUCUUAGAGCCAGACUUCUUUGCCUCUCGGAUGCCAGGUACAUUACUGGUCUUGGCCCUUAUUACAUUUUGAUUUGUUCCUCUUGUCCUGACCUCAACUUCAUACCUAUUUUCAUUCUUGCUUCUGGUCACAGUCAUGGGUCUUGGCUUAUUCUGUUGCUGGAUACACUAGGCUCCUUUUCUGCAUUUGCCUUCCUUUUCACACUCUUAGCAAGUCCCCUUGUGUAGUUUUCAAAUUCACAGGGUGGCAGAAGGAGCAGGUGGCCAACGGAACACCGGGAAGGUGGAAUGGGGGGCUGAGGAAAAGAGGGAGAGCCUUGUAACCAGUGCCCACUCAUCACCCGUGGUUCUCAGCUCUUCAGCAAAAGCUUUGGGGAAACAGAGGAGCCGUGGACUUCCUGUAAUCCUAAAAAAGAAUGUGUUUUUUUCUUUUUCACUCCUAACUCAAACUAGAUUGUGUCUCAACUCUGAUCUGUCCAUUGGUUGACAUCACUCACCUUCAAAUAUCUAUAAGAAAGAAGGCAUUUUGGGGAAAGAUUUCAAUCUGUUUAUAGUGAACAUAAUUAGGGGGAAGUCAUAGAAGCAGUGGAGGUCAGUGGCUGCACCAGGAUGAAAAUUGUUUUAAGGGUGAUGUCGUCUCUGAGCAAAGUGAAAUGAGCCAGGAGGCAAAUGAGAAUGUAGACAGGUCUGCCCAAUUCCUUUUAAAGCCCCAGAAACCCAUUCAGCCUUACAUCUGCUCGACUCUGGAUGAUUUUCAGGAAGAGAGAGACUAUUUGGCAAACUCCAGCUUCCCUCAGCUGAGCGAAUUCUGCAGUUCCCGGGGUGCGUGUUUCAAAGCUGUGGACCUGAGGUGGUCAGCAUUGAAGGCCCAGGCGCCCUUACCCUUCAAUCUAUUUAGACAACAUUUUUGUCUCCACUAGCAACAUCUGAAGCUCUGUCUGGACUGCGUGAACAGCUGCUUUCCCUUUUUUAUCUGCUUGCUGGGUCAGACAUAUGGGGACUUUCUCCCUGACUACUCACCUGUCAUGUUCUCCAAGGCAACUGACUUGUCAAGUUUAUCCAUAAUGGAACAGAAUCUCUAUGUUGCUGCAAGAAACUGUUAUCCUUGGGUCCUGGAGAAUCCCAACCGCAGUCCGACUGAGUUAGAGAUCAUCCAAGCAGCAUUUCUGAAUGAGUCUCAAUUUCAGUAUUUUUACUUUAGGACGGGAACCAUGCUGCUGAAGCCUAUGGACGAGGAAAAGGAGGAGAUGGUGUCUGCAGGUUUUCUGAUCAACAAUGAGGAAAAAUUAAAGAUUGGAAAGCUUAAGGCCAAGAUUAUUAGCAAAGGACUACCUGUCAGGUUGUACAGAGAUCUCCAUGAGUUGGGUGAGCCUGGUUCUCAAGGACUGGUCAGUUGUGAUAGAGAAACUUUACCCACUUUAAUCAUAGAAAAUAUAGACUUCAAGCACAACUUUGAACGUUUCUAUCACGAAGAGUUCACUGAGAAGUGCAAGGAAGUGUUUGUUAUUUCCAAGGAGUCAAACAGAACCUUUGAAAUCUUGGAAAGAUUUGCCUUAAAGGAUGUGGAAUUUGAUUUUAAUAAUGCCGCAGCAGGCCCCAGCCUAUCUAUUCUCAGGUGUAAUCACUCCCGCCAGAGAGAGCGGUCCAUAUGCCUUUCAGAACCCAACGAAUCACAAGAGAGCACAUCUCCACCGAAUCUUGGUCAAAUACUUCCAAAGGCAAACGGCUUUCUGGAGAGUGUAUCAAGAGCCGCCUUGGCACAUGAAGAUGAGUGGCUGCUGGGAGGAUUUGUGCAGCCUUCUCUCAAGUCCUACAUCUGCUGCCGGAAACGCUUCUCUUGCAAAGAUGAAAUUUCAAGAAGGCUUAAAUAUCAGGAGGAGUUUGGUGAGAAAAACCUCCUAGUUGGAGAAAUUAUGGAAUUUUUAGCGGAUUUACUGUUUUUCCCACUGAGACAUAGUGAAAGAGCACAGGCUCCGGAGGCGCAGGCUCAGCGGCCAUGGCUCACGGGCCCAGCCGCUCCGCGGAAUGUGGGAUCUUCCCGGACCAGGGCACAAACUCGUGUCCCCUGCAUCGGCAGGCGGACUCUCAACCACUGUGCCACCAGGGAAGCCCUAUUUAGAACUCUUUGAUGAGAUAUUUUCUAAUCAAGAAAAUAAUCAAGGAAUCCAAGUGGAAGAAUGGGCUCAGCUGUGUGACUUUAAGAAUGCUAUGUUGGGCUUCCCUGGUGGCACAGUGGUCAAGAAUCUGCCUGUCAAUGCAGGGGACACGGGUUUAAGCCCUGGUCUGGGAAGAUCCCACAUGCCACAUCUCACGUGGAGCAACUAAGCCCGUGAGCCACAACUACUGAGCCCAUGUGCCACAACUACUGAAGCCUGCGCGCCUAGAGCCUGGGAUCUGCAACAAGAGAAGCCACCGCAAUAGGAAGCCUACGCAAAACAACGAAGAGUAGCCCCUGCUCGCCGCAACUAGAGAAAGCCCCCACGCAGCAACGAAGGCCCAAUGCGGCCAAAAAUAAAUAAUAAAAUAAAAUAAAUAAAUUUAUAUAUAUA
Orcinus orca (killer whale) is the source of this 3715-nucleotide messenger RNA. Its product is annotated as putative tetratricopeptide repeat protein 41. Bases 2192 to 3295 code for a protein of 367 amino acids. NCBI's taxonomy places the organism in Eukaryota, Metazoa, Chordata, Mammalia, Artiodactyla, Delphinidae. The record is from RefSeq and is a predicted model, not a curated record. The transcript is spliced from 7 exons.